Messenger RNA from Leptopilina heterotoma, 2413 nucleotides. RefSeq lists its product as uncharacterized. The coding region runs from base 1252 to 2016 and encodes 254 amino acids. Lineage: Eukaryota; Metazoa; Arthropoda; Insecta; Hymenoptera; Figitidae. The record is from RefSeq and is a predicted model, not a curated record. Gene Ontology annotation, molecular function: zinc ion binding; nucleic acid binding. The transcript has 2 exons.
CGUUGCAAUUUUUGCAACUCACAAAACUUGCCUUUUUUUGUAUUAUUUACCUUUUGUUUACAAGUUACACACGAUAAUUAAUUAAUUAAGUAGUUGAAAUCCCUGGCAACACGGUACCUGCGAAAGAACGAAACAUUCCACGACCGAUUGCGAUUUUAGAUUAUAAUUAUUAUUUUGUACUGCCGUCUUCUCUCCUUAUUUCAUGUAAAUUUUGUACGAGUCAAGCCAAGGACCAAGGACCAAGGAUUAUUUGCUGAUGAGACGUUCGGAAAUCACUCUCUAUAGUAACUGUUCAAUUUAAAUUUCACAAAAGCCAACACGCAAUAUUUUCGGAGAAUGAGUCCAACUUGUCAAUUCGAAUUAUGAAGCCAGUCCAAUAAUCUGCAAAAAUGAGGGAAACCAUUGUUAUCGAGGAAAAUUCGUUACGACAACCAUAGUUGUAUUUACCAUUUAUCUAUGCAAGAUUCAAACAUGUAAUAGAUGAGCAAGAUAAAGAGAUUUCGGAUAUUUGUUGCUGAUUCACCGAAGAUUGAGGCUCAACAUUAUGACUUGGGCGAAAUUUGAGGUUAAGCACACAUGUUUUUGUUAUGACACUGCUGCCAACCGGAGAACGAGAUUCGCACAGCUGAUCGAAUGAAUUCUACGGACAGCAUCAUUUUGUUACGAUUAACAGCGUCGCAGUCGACAGCGACAAUGUUACCUAUUUCCUUAGUUAACUACGAUUCCCGAUGGAUGAGGAGGACGAAAAUCCUAAUUUUGAGGUUAUGUUGAAGAACGUCCAAUUUAGUCAGAAACGCUAAGUAGAUUAAUUAUUCGCACCUGAGGACUCAAGAAUGGACAUUUAUUGCCGGAUAGUCAUUGGAAUUACUGAAAAUAUCUACCAAAAACAUUAAUUUGGUUUAUAGUGAAAUCAAAUUUGAAUAAGUUACGCGCCACUUCCAGUAGCAGAAAAUUUCCGAAAAACAAUCAGCCAAUCAGCGAUCACCGUCAACACCUGAGAUUUCAUACACAUCGUCGUUAUCCAGUUUCCACUCUUUGUCAUUUCUCGGUUCUUCUUUGAUUUUUUUUUAUAUACAGAGAUACUGUAAAAACCGUGACGCCAGGCAGAAGCCAAUUAUUUUGUAAAUUAACAUAUUUUCAUUUUCCGAGAGAGGAGAAUUAAGUAGAUACCCUCUUCUCGUGACAAAAAUUUAAUUGGUCAAUUGUUAUAAAUUACUCAUCUGUAGAGAUACGAAAUUACCUCGCAUAAACAUGUCUGGAAAAAAUCAGAAUGACAAUUGUGUUCCCGAGACCGCUACGGACAUGAAAGAAACAAUCAAUCGAGCUCAAGAAGAACUUGCAUACUUAUUUAGUAUGACUACAGCCAUUGAGAACCAAAAUACCUGUUUGCUGAAGACUAUCGAACAAAUGAGGGAGGCAAUUAACGACAAAAUGGAGGAAAUCACGAGAUUGACUAGCGAACUAGAAAUUCAUCAGACUCUAUUAAACAAAAUCGAGUCAAAAUUCCCGGGUCUACAAGACAAUAUAGAUAAAAUUACGAACUUGCCGAUAGACCCAACGAAGAAGAAACUUAAAUAUACUCUUACCCUCGACGCCUACUCUCAGACGGAUAAGGAUGAAUCAGGACUGACAGGAGCUCACGCUUUACCGUUGGAUAAUCACGCGAAAGGCUUUAAUAAAACUCCUAAACCCUCAACUUCAUCUUCGACUCGUUUGGGAGAGAAAUCCAAAAUAGCUGAAUUCUCUAAAGAGGAAAUGUAUUAUGCGUUCCCGCCAAAUCCCGAACUUACUCUAGUGGAUAUAGGUAAAGAACUGUCUUUUAACAAUAAUCCCGAAGUAUAUGUCUUAAACGCAGUCUCAAGAAGGCGCACAGGCUGUUGGAACUGCGGGAGCUCAGCUCACUACUAUCCUGCUUGUGAUAAGCCGUUUGAGCGUAAAUUUUGCUACCAUUGCGGUUUGGAAGGAGUAAAAUCGUCCGAGUGUCCAUACUGUACUAAAAAUAUCCGACGCGACUAAGAUCGCCCAUCGUUAGAAUCCGAUAAUAUGUGAAUCGUGUAAAUCUUUUAUUUUUAUAUCGCUGAGACCUCUGAACACAUAUGUUGAGUAUUCAUACCUCUUUAGUUUCAAAAUUUCUAUUUUUUUGUUAGAAGAUUAUUCCAUUUUUUUGCUAUAUUAAUGAUUAAAACUUGUAUGAAACAAGACUAUCGAACCGUAAAACAAUCUAGAUACGUCCAAAUAUUGUUCAUAUCGAAGUAUAAUUGCUGAAAUUCCUUUUUUUUGUUCCAAUAAUAUCGAAGUAUAAUUGCUGAAAUUCUUUUUUUGUUCCAAUAAUAUCGAAGUAUAAUUGCUGAAAUUCUUUUUUUGUUGUUCCAAUAAUAAUUACUUGUCAACCUAGUUGAUGUUAAAAUUUCUU